GGAUGACUUGCGUUGUUCGUUGGUGACAGUUUGGGCUGUGUGAUAAACGUUGAUAUAUUACGGGCCGAUCUACUCCAGCCGCCGCCGCCGCCAUGGAUAUGAUGCCGCAGGCCAGGCAGCCGUUCGACCCGGCCCAGUACCGGUACAGAGGACCGGCGCACCAGCCGCGCCUGCCCAUCACUCGCUCUCAGGCGCCGGUCACCACCGGCACGUCGGUGAUCGGCGUGCAGUUUGACGGCGGCGUCAUGAUCGCCGCCGACAAGCUCGGCUCGUACGGAUCGCUGGCGCGCUACAAGGACAUUGGCCGCCUGCUCAAGGUCAACGAGCACGUCAUCCUCGGCUGCACCGGCGACUACGCCGACUUCCAGUUCCUCAGCGACAUCAUCGACCAGCGCAUGAUCGACGAGGAGUGCCUGGAGGAGGGCAUUUCCACGCGCGCGCCUUCGCUGCACUGCUGGCUGACGCGCGUCCUGUACAACCGGCGCUCGCGCUUUGACCCGCUCUGGACGACGCUGGUGGUGGGCGGCCUGGACGCGGCCGGCAGCCCCUUCCUCGGCUACGUCGACAAGCUGGGCACGGCGUACACAGCGCCACAAGUGGCGUCUGGCUUCGGGGCCCACCUGGCGACGCCGCUGCUGCGCGAGCGCAUGGAUGGCAAGCCGCCGAUGAGUGAGGCCGAGGCGCGCCAGCUGCUCGUGCAGUGCAUGACGGUGUGCUUUUACCGCGACUGCCGCGCCUAUCCCAAGUAUCAGAUCGCCACGCUGACGGCGGGCGGCAUCAAGAUCGAGGACGAUCUGGAGGUGGACGGCGACUGGGAGGUGGCGCACUUCAGCAAGGAGCACUCGUAGGCGCCGAGGCGCCGCGUGCUCGCGUCCGUCGCCGUGUCGGCGCGGCUCGUUCGGCGCGCUCCGAGUCGAUGACGCUGUGCUCUGCCUCGUGUUCGUCCUGUCGCCGACGCGUCUCAUUCAAUACACUCCGAGUUGAUGGAU
Pollicipes pollicipes is the source of this 989-nucleotide messenger RNA. RefSeq names its product proteasome subunit beta type-4 (gene Prosbeta7). NCBI's taxonomy places the organism in Eukaryota, Metazoa, Arthropoda, Thecostraca, Pollicipedomorpha, Pollicipedidae. The record is from RefSeq and is a predicted model, not a curated record. The coding region runs from base 93 to 848 and encodes 251 amino acids. The transcript has 3 exons. Gene Ontology annotation, cellular component: proteasome core complex; cytoplasm.